AUGGGAAACACAAGCAGUUCACAGAAGAUUUCAUCUCAGGAUCGAGCGAUCCUCGAUCUCAAGAACCAGCGCGAUAAGCUAAAGCAGUAUCGGAAACGUAUUACGGUCUUAACUGACCGCGAAACCGAAAUCGCAAAGGAAUGUCUGGCGCAGAAUGAUCGACGACGAGCGCUGCUUGCGCUACGACGCAAGAAAUACCAGGAGUCUCUUUUGGAUAAGACCGAUGGCCAACUCGCACAGCUGGAGCAACUAGCAAGUCAGGUGGAAUUUGCACUGGUGCAGAAGGACGUGCUCUUUGGCUUGCAGCAGGGUACCGAGGUGCUCAAGGCUAUCAACAAAGAGAUGGGUGGGAUUGAGGGCGUGGAACGAUUGAUGGGAGAGACAGAGGAAGCACGCGCUUAUCAAGAGGUAUGGAAAGCUACUACUUUCUCUACUAUGAUGCCUCUGGAAUCAACUGACGGGACUCGAUUACAGGAAAUCAGUCAGAUGCUCGAAGGCAACCUGUCCAACCAAGACGAGGACGAUGUGGAAGAGGAACUGGAGGCUUUACAGCGCGAGGUCGCAGGUCCACAAGCUGCACCGAAUUUACCAAAUGCCCCAACCAACGCUUUACCUACACCGGAAGAGGUCGAGACCCCGGAGGAGCCAAGAAGGGCAAAAACAAAGACAAGAACAGCUGCACUAGCUGCGUAG
This is a messenger RNA of Penicillium malachiteum, 693 nucleotides long. RefSeq names its product ESCRT-III subunit protein VPS20. Bases 1 to 693 code for a protein of 230 amino acids. Gene Ontology annotation, cellular component: multivesicular body; ESCRT III complex. Gene Ontology annotation, biological process: late endosome to vacuole transport via multivesicular body sorting pathway; vesicle budding from membrane. Lineage: Eukaryota; Fungi; Ascomycota; Eurotiomycetes; Eurotiales; Aspergillaceae. The record is from RefSeq and is a predicted model, not a curated record. The transcript has 2 exons.